Molecule: messenger RNA, 1155 nt
Organism: Coccinella septempunctata (seven-spotted ladybird)
Lineage: Eukaryota; Metazoa; Arthropoda; Insecta; Coleoptera; Coccinellidae
Product: cyclin-H
Exons: 6
Coding region: 131-1129 (332 amino acids)
Biological process (GO): regulation of transcription by RNA polymerase II; DNA-templated transcription; regulation of cyclin-dependent protein serine/threonine kinase activity
Cellular component (GO): nucleus; transcription factor TFIIK complex
Molecular function (GO): cyclin-dependent protein serine/threonine kinase regulator activity
Source: RefSeq, a predicted model, not a curated record
UUGUUGAUAUUUGUUUGGAGUGUGUUAUUUGUGUAUUUGUUUAAAUCUCUCUUUAACCGCCAUUGACUUUCAAAAUCGCCUGAACAAAGUUUUUUCAAUUCCAUUGUGAAUAUUACAUUUCCUUUCAAAAAUGUUUUCUACAUCGUCGCAGAUGAAACAUUGGAUGUUUAAUGAUGAAGAGGAAUUGACCAAAUUAAGAAAAAAAGCGAAUCAAAAGCACAUCGAAGAAUAUGGGAAACAAAUUCCGGAAGCUGAUAGGUACGGCUAUUUUCUCACUCCAGAGGAAGAAAAAAUUAUGCUCAGGAAGUACGAACUACAUCUCAGGGAUUUCUGUAAGAGGUUUCAACCACAGAUGCCGAAAUGUGUUAUAGGAACUUCUUUCCAUUAUUUUAAGAGAUUUUACAUCAAUAAUUCCGUUAUGAAUUAUCACCCCAAAGAGAUCAUGGUUACUUGUAUAUAUUUAGCUUGUAAGGUAGAAGAAUUUAAUGUUUCAAUUACCCAAUUCGUUACAAAUAUAAAAGGUGAUCGAGAGAAGGCUAGUGAUAUAAUAUUGAACAAUGAGAUGUUGCUAAUGGAAGAAAUAAAAUUUCACUUAGCCAUACACAACCCAUUCAGACCUGUUGAGGGAUUCAUGAUAGAUAUAAAAACUAGAUCCAAUUUGAAUGAUCCAGAAAGACUGAGGCCUGGCACUGAGGAAUUUUUAGAGAAAGCUUUCUUUACUGAUGCUAUACUUUUGUAUGCUCCUAGUCAAAUUGCCCUAGCUGCGAUCCUACAUGCUGCUUCGAAACUUCAUGAAAAUUUGGAUUCUUACGUGACAGACACAUUGCUUGGCGCAGAAGGAGCUAGUAGAUUGCAUGACUUGAUUGAAGCAGUAAGAAGUAUUCGUUCUAUGGUGAAGAUGCUGGAUAAUGGACCUGAUAAAUCUCUCUAUCAAGCUUUAGAAAAGAAACUGGAUAAAUGCAGGAAUCCUGAGAAUAAUCCUGAUUCUGAAGUCUAUAAGAAGAGGAUGAUGGAACUGUUGGAAGAUGAUGAUGAUCUUUAUGGCACAUUAUCUGAGAGGAAUGAAGAUAUGGACAACUCAGCUUUGAAUAUAUCUCCGUCAGGUUCUCAAGAAUAUUUAGGAGAUUGAAUAAAAUAUUAAAUUCUUUUACUUUU